Molecule: messenger RNA, 2260 nt
Organism: Camponotus floridanus (Florida carpenter ant)
Lineage: Eukaryota; Metazoa; Arthropoda; Insecta; Hymenoptera; Formicidae
Product: ATP-binding cassette sub-family F member 1
Exons: 5
Coding region: 119-1975 (618 amino acids)
Molecular function (GO): ATP binding; ATP hydrolysis activity
Source: RefSeq, a predicted model, not a curated record
CUUCAAUAAAGUACUUGAUCUAUGCUUGGACUUGAAUGACGUCACAUAAGCUCUCUUGCCCUCUUUUGCUGUCGACGUGCUCCGCAUGCGGGAAAAGUGAGGUUGGAAAGUCGUAGACAUGGAGCUCAACGAGGAUCUACCGAGUAAAAAGCUUACGCACAAGGAGAAGAAGAAGCUGAAGAAGCAGCAGGAAUAUGAACGGACGAUGGAAAUGCUGACGAAGGCUGGCUGUCAGGGUCAUAGUGAAUUGGAGUCUAAUUUCACAAUCUCGCAGAGAGAGACGCAGCAGCGUGGCAAUCAGCAGCUGGACCACGCGGUCGACAUCAAGGUGGACAAUUUCAGCAUAGCAGCCAAGGGCAAAGAGCUCUUUACCAAUGCCAGUCUUCUCAUAGCGCAAGGCAGACGUUAUGGCCUAGUGGGGCCUAACGGUCAUGGCAAGACUACUUUGCUCCGUCAUAUAGCCAAAAGAGCCUUCAAUAUUCCAAGUACCAUAGAUGUUUUAUACUGUGAGCAAGAAGUUAUAGCAGAUGAUACACCAGCUGUAGAAGUAGUUCUGAAAGCUGAUACAAAAUGUACAGAGCUUCAGGCGGAAUGUAAAAGAUUAGAAGAAUUGACUGAACAAGGAGUAACAGAUGCGCAAAACAGACUGCAGGAGGUUUAUGAAGAAUUAAAAGCUAUUGGUGCUGACUCAGCAGAGCCACGAGCUAGACGAAUCCUUGCUGGUCUGGGAUUUAAUCGUGCUAUGCAAGAUCGUCCGACAAAGAAUUUCUCCGGUGGUUGGCGAAUGCGUGUUUCGCUUGCAAGAGCACUCUUUCUGGAACCCACAUUAUUGUUACUAGACGAACCUACAAAUCACUUGGAUCUGAACGCGGUAAUCUGGCUGGAUAAUUAUCUACAGGGCUGGAAGAAAACCCUGCUUGUUGUAUCACACGACCAAAGUUUCUUGGACAAUGUAUGCACAGAUGUGAUACACCUGGACCAGCAAAAGUUAUUCUAUUAUAAAGGAAAUUAUAGCAUGUUUAAGAAGAUGUAUGUACAAAAGAAAAAAGAGAUGGUAAAAGCAUACGAGAAGCAGGAGAAACGAUUGAAGGAUCUUAAAGCAUCUGGUCAAAGCAAGAAGCAAGCUGAAAAGAAGCAAAAGGAAGCUCUUACUAGGAAGCAAGAGAAAAAUAGGACGAAAAUGCAGAAGCAAGAGGAGGACACUGGACCUACGGAAUUGUUGCAGAAACCAAGGGAAUAUAUAGUAAAAUUCAGUUUUCCAGAUCCACCACCACUUCAACCUCCAAUUCUUGGCCUUCAAAAUGUAACUUUUGCAUAUGAAGGACAAAAACCGUUGUUCAUCGACGCAGAUUUCGGUAUAGACUUAAAUUCUCGAGUAGCUAUAGUAGGUCCUAAUGGUGUCGGCAAGUCUACAUUCUUGAAAUUACUAAUGGGUGACAUAACGUCUCAAAAGGGAGAAAUCACAAAAAAUCAUCGAUUGAGGAUAGGAAGAUUUGAUCAGCACUCUGGUGAGCAUCUGACUGCUGAAGAGACCCCGGCGGAAUACUUGAUGCGCUUAUUCGAUCUUCCAUACGAAAAGGCGCGCAAACAAUUAGGCACUUUUGGUCUUAGCUCUCACGCGCACACGAUCAAGAUGAAAGAUCUAUCGGGAGGCCAAAAAGCACGCGUCGCGAUGGCUGAGCUUUGUCUAAAUGCGCCAGAUGUGCUGAUUUUAGACGAACCGACCAAUAAUCUCGACAUAGAAUCCAUUGACGCAUUGGCUGACGCUAUAAAUGAAUAUAAAGGCGGUGUCAUUAUCGUCUCGCACGACGAACGAUUAAUUCGAGAUACAGAAUGCUGCCUCUAUGUGAUUGAGAACCAGCAAAUCCUCGCUAUGGACGGCGAUUUCGACGAUUACAGGAAAGAAUUGCUCGAGAGUCUGGGGGAAGUUAUCAAUAAUCCCAGUAUAGCUGCAAAUGCUGCUGUUUUACAAUAAUGGUUAGUCAAUUAGUAAUCGAUACUUUGUUGGCCAGAUGCAAAAAUGAUCGUUGAAUCGCGACCGAAAAGCCUUCAUAAGGACAUCUGUUCCUAAAAUCGCUAGAAACGAAUUUUGUAUUAUAUGCCAAUUAUAUGAAUUUAAAAUUAAAUCUUUAAAAACAUGAAGCUGGUGUUGGCUGAUUGUUUUUAUUUAUCUCAUUUUAUGUUGAUCAAUUUACAAUGAUUAAUAUUAAUACGCUUAUAUCUAGUUAUUUGUAGAGCACGAAAUUAUAAAUUUAUAAAA